Trichoderma gamsii is the source of this 2010-nucleotide messenger RNA. RefSeq names its product transcription factor Cmr1. The record is from RefSeq and is a predicted model, not a curated record. The coding region runs from base 1 to 2010 and encodes 669 amino acids. NCBI's taxonomy places the organism in Eukaryota, Fungi, Ascomycota, Sordariomycetes, Hypocreales, Hypocreaceae. Gene Ontology annotation, molecular function: zinc ion binding; DNA-binding transcription factor activity, RNA polymerase II-specific. Gene Ontology annotation, biological process: regulation of DNA-templated transcription. The transcript is spliced from 2 exons.
AUGAAGCUUCACAAAUCGAAAGGUCACGUCGAGCCUCCUUCUGGGCCUUUCAGCCACCCUUGUAUAUCUGGACGAUCGCUCAUCGCUUGCCAAAACUGCGCGAGUGCCAAAACUGGCUGUGAUAAAAGGUAUCCAUGCUCGAGAUGUCUCGAAAAGAAUCUCUCAUGCAUCACACGAUACGCCCGCCGAGCAUCCAAGGUUGCUAUGCGAGCAGCAGCACAAGCAGCGUCGUCCUUACCAACAAAUAGCCUUCUCACACCGACCGUUGAAAGUAGCUCUGAAAACGUUCUCCUCCAAAGUCCGAUACAGCACCUCCAUGGAGGCCCCGAUCAGUAUGACGACCAUUUCCAAAACGCAUUCAUUAACCCUCUUUCGCCUUUGUCAGGAUACUCUGCCACCGCUACAUCUUUGGGUAGUUCAUCAUACUCAGAUGUAAACGUCUUCGAACUUGGACAAAAUUCACCUACACAUGUCGGAAUUUCCGACUUUCCUACAAAGAUGGAGCUCAUUGACAACGAUAUGUCGAUAGGCCUACCCAACAACUUUCAAUGUUGUCCAGAGAAUACAGAUAGUUGCUCCUGCAAAUUAGCUCCGUUCCCGGGAUUAUUUCCCUUCAAAGAGCCAAAGAAUUAUGGAGGCUUUACCGACAUACCACAAGACGUUGGCAAACAUACAGCCAACUUUCAAGGAGGCUUUUACAAUCCUUUUCUCGAUGCCAGCAGUACCCUCAACCCAAUAUAUUUAUCAGAAAUCCCAGGUCUACAUUUGGCAAGAAUUUGGAUAAGAAGGUUGAAGCGCAAGGGCCUAUUCGACGGCCACGCUCCGAACGUUCAUGUAGAUGAAUCAAUACAAAUACAUCAGCAGUUGCAUCUGGAUGGUCAACAUCUUAGUCAUGAUAGUUUAGCAUAUAGCUGGGCCAUAUUGGAUCAAGAACUAAGCUUGUUCCACGACGUUGAACAGACACUUUCGCUUUCCAAUCUGGCACCACCUCUCCCUGAUCCCAAACUUCCGUGGUAUUCAAGAACAAUUAUCCAAGCUACUUGUUCAUAUUUGAUGGGCGGGACUUACUCAAAUAUCAUCAACCCAGAGGAGUCGCCAAGCUUUGAGUUCCGUCAAACAUUGAAGCAACUGUUCCAAAACUUUAUCCAAGGCACGCUAUCAGAGAGAGUGCCUCCACGGCAUCUUCAGCUUCUCCUCCACCCGCUGCAAGCCUUAGCCUACCACUCUAGAGGCCUGCUUUUGUGUGCAAAGAGCACUCCUUCUGAAGCAUUAGGUAGAAUUGCCACCUCCAGCGUUCUGGAAACGGAGAGACUUCUGCAAUCAUGGUAUAUGCUUGCCACAGAACCUCAUGGCGAGGAGGAUACAUGUUCAAAUGAUAUUAGGCUUGGUCUAAUCCUUUACCAUUUCAUAUCCCUCAACCUAGCAGCCAACCUAGUGGGCAUCGAGCAACUCACCGACCCAGGGACCAGCACCCUCGAUAUUGGCUGCUGGCAGCACUUUCUCCAAAACCAAGAAUGCUUCCGCAGCCACCGAAAUGCCAUAUUCCACUGCGGCCAAGCAUUGCGACACUUACGCGCCGUGGGCGUCGACGUAGCACGCCCUUGGUGGUGGCCAACAGCCAUACAAAGGGCAAUUCUGACGUUAUGGACCGCUUCUCAUCUUGCGCCCAUCAGUUCGUGCCCAACCAUCCCAGAGGCAUCAUCCGUGUUCCCAAUGGAAGAUUUGUGGCAGCAGAGCUCCUCCAUGGACAUGGUACCAGAAACCUCUGAGCUCUGCAUUGUCGCUAUUGAUGGUGCUGCCCCUGAGGAUGUCUGUUUCCGCGACGUCAACUGGAGCGAGAAAUAUAUACCGGUUUUGACACGUUUGGAUGAGGGAGUAGUGGUUCUGACCGACGCGAUGGGCAUUCUGGAAUAUGGAAUCUCGCUCAUCAAUGCGUUCCCUGGCUCUCCGGAAGGGGAGGCAGUAGUUUCGUUGCUCAAGGGCCUUGGGCAAGUUUGGGAAGGCAAGUAA